AUGUCGAGCACUUCGAAGCUUCCUUAUGUUCCUCUGGAAAGCAACAAGACUGAUAUCCGACUCCUCACUGUUCUCCCUUCAAUAUCCAGCGAGGCUACAAUACAAUGCUCACUCGAAAACGCCUCACUCGACUCUUUGGACGGGGACCAGCCAUACCGUGCUUUAUCGUACGUCUGGGGUGAUCCAAAGGUCACCAUUCCAAUCAUGGUCAGUGGUGUCCAAAUGAAUGUUACCACAAAUCUCGCCGCUGCGCUCCGUCAUGUGAGAGCCAUCGGCUAUAUAGACAAACCAUGGUGGAUUGACGCAAUAUGUAUAAACCAAGACGAUAUCGCAGAAAAGGGCCAUCAAGUUCACAUUAUGGGCGAUAUCUAUCGGAAUGCCGACGAGGUCCUCGCUUGGCUCGGA
This is a messenger RNA of Hyaloscypha bicolor E, 405 nucleotides long. Its product is annotated as HET-domain-containing protein. NCBI's taxonomy places the organism in Eukaryota, Fungi, Ascomycota, Leotiomycetes, Helotiales, Hyaloscyphaceae. The record is from RefSeq and is a predicted model, not a curated record. The transcript has a single exon. The annotation marks the transcript as partial.